This is a messenger RNA of Symbiodinium natans, 4512 nucleotides long. The record is from the annotation of a GenBank genome assembly. NCBI's taxonomy places the organism in Eukaryota, Dinophyceae, Suessiales, Symbiodiniaceae.
AUGGCCAGCAUUGCAGACAGUGAGGUUACUUUCGCGACGCGUGCGCGUCAGUAUGGUCUGGCACAGACUGUGCUGGACAGUCUGGGAGCUGCUGGGGUGAAGACAUACUCGUCUUUACUUUUUUCGGUGGCCAGCGCACCGGGUGCCGUCGACGCAGCUCGUCUGAAAACCUUUCAAGACAGGCACCUCGGUUCUGGUGCUUCCGAGGGGUCCUUGUCUGCGCUGAGCAGACUCCUGUUCGAAGCUGGAACGUUCGUCGUCGCAGAGCUUCGUAGCUCUGUCACUGGGGAUGAGGACGGCUCUCGGAAGUUAACACACCAUGAGCGUGCCAGUAGGCUUGAAGCACUAAGGUCGAAACUCGGGGCGUGGCCCAUAUCGGGCUCCUUCGAACCUUCGAAUGCUUUGAUUGACCUGGCCUUUGCCAUGGUGACUGACUCUGCAGUCAGGUACAUCGCGCCGAGCAGGUGCAGUAGCAGGGAGCAGGAGGUGGUUUCUGAAAGGCGUGACGACACCCUUUUUCGCCUUGAAGCCACUUCGCUGAAGGCGGCUCGCAAACCUGUGUCCCUGAAGGCUGACGUUAGCAACGAGCUGCGCCUGUACCAGGCUUUCAGUAGGCGAGGUGUUGCCCUGGAGGUUGCAAACAUCUGCUCGUUCACUGCACAUGAAACAUAUGUGCGUGGGUUGUUUGAGCAUUUGCAUCGCCUGCCCCCUCCUGGUUACGCUGCUCCUACUGUGGACGCUGUCAUUGCUGCUGAUCGUGCUGUCUGGCAGAAUGUUGCUGCUCAGGUUCCGUGUUUGCCCACCAUGGACAUUGCCAAGACUGUUGACCCUGCUCUGUCUGCUGCUGCUGCCACGCCUGGUGUCGCUUUUCAUGUCAUGCCUCGUGAAAAGAAGCGGGCUCUGGAUGAUCCCAGCAAGCCGCCUGGCAAGCAGCCCAACAAGGGCGACGGCAAGGAUGGCAAGGGUGGCAAAGGCAGGGGAGGCAAGCCUGGUGCCAAGGGCAGAACGUCCGCCGGCAAGGGCAACCAAGGUGGGUCGCCUGCCAAGCAGACUGCUGUGCCUGCUGCUUUGAAGGGCCUGGACCCUAACAAGGAUGGCACGCCUCUGUGCUUCGAUCGCAACUUGGCUCAUGGGUGCAAGCGUGAGACGUGGCAAACGCCGGCCGGCCUUCAGUGCGAGAAGGGUUUGCAUCUUUGCAUGAAGUGUAGUCGAACUGAGGUAGCUGGGCAUGAAGCACUGCUUGAGGAUACCCCUGGGACUCUGUUUUCCACUGCCCAGGAUUCUGCAUGCCUGGCUACCACUGAGGCUAUGAUGUCCGAGCCUCUGAAUAAUUUUCCCACUGAGGCGACUGCUGUGCCUGUUGACAUGUCGUCUUUUUCACAUUCAUCCAGUUUUGCUGCUCCGCGAGAGCCUGUGUUUUCCUUUUCCAAUGAAGGGCUGGCUGCCGUUGAGUCUCUCUGUGCUGCCACUGCGGCACAGGAUCCCAAGGCUGAUGUGCCUGGUCCUGCGCUUGAUGCACAAAGUUCAGCUGGUGCUGAGUCACGCCGCGGGCCUGAUGCUAGCAACCUGAAGGCCUGUGUUGCUCUGGAAAUUUUUGCUGGGUCUUGCAGGCUCAGCAAGUGUCUACGGGCAUCAGGUUUUGAGACUGUUGCUGUUGAUGUGAAGGAUGCGGCAGGACACCAAGUUCUCAAACUGGACUUGUUGUCGAUUGCAGGCCUUACUGUGCUUUGGGAUGUUUUAAGUUCUGGACAGAUUCUUUAUGUGCACAUGGCGCCGCCGUGCAGCACUGCAUCCGCGGCAAGAUUCAUACCUGGCGGGCCUCGCCCUCUACGUGACGCCCUUCACCCCGAUGGGCUCGAAGGUCUCAGUUUCUCACAACGUUUUCAGGUGCACAAUGCCAACAGGUUAUAUGCUCUGUGUCGCGAUGUCGCUCUGUUUUGUCAUCGACGUGGCAUCGGUUGGAGCAUUGAAAACCCGUCUUCCAGCCUCUUCUGGAUGACUUCGCCGAUGGUGCAUCUUCAAAAUAAGCUUGUUGAUGAUGUUUGCACCGUUGUGUUUGAUCAUUGUUGCUGGGGCGGUGACAGGCCCAAACGCACUGCACUCUGGAGCAACUUGCCAUGCCUAGGCUCUCUGGAAGCGCUCUGUACUCCUGCUUUGCAGCAUGUUCAUAAGCCCUGGGGCCGCCUGCCUGAUGGCUCCUGGAGCACCAAGGCUGAGGCGGCAUACCCUUUACCGCUGUGCCGCUUCUGGGCGCAACUACUUAGGUCCAGGUGGGAUGACAUUCUGUCACAGAAAGGACUUAGGCCUGAUGUGAACUGGUCUGGGCCUGCGCGCUUGUUUGAAGCGCGACGUGCACUUGGUCUUUUUCCUCGAGGCCGGCACCCCAGUGAAGUCAAGAACCCGUUCAGUGAACAGGUGCACAUCCGUGUGCCUCUGCACACUCCUGUGUCGUUACUGGUGCCUGGCUCUGAUGCGCGCAUCUCUGGCGCUCCAAAAGGCUGCAAGGUUUUGUCUGCCGUGAAGGAACAAGAAGCCUGGCUGGUCCUGCUGGGCGUCCCCUGUGAACCUGAGGAGUUCAUGGCUUCGGCCCGUUCCUUUCGGCAUCCGGCUGAGUGUGAAGUGACGCUACCUGCUGAUCUGGAGCACACUCUGUCCUUGGUUUCCAAGUUAAGUUGUGCGGAGCUUGCCAGCCGCCGUUGCCAGUUUUUGCACAGCCUUUUGCAGCGAGCUCAGGAGCUGUCCCACCUGGAACGUCAGUUGCACGAUGGCUUGGCGCCUCACGCUAGGACGGUUCUCCAAGGCAAGCGUCUGCUCCUGCUUGAGGAACUUCUUCGCAGCCUGUCACAUGAAGAUACUAAGCUUGUGCCUGACAUUUGCUCUGGUUUUCGACUCACUGGCUGGCUAGAGCCAAGUGGCGUCAUGGAGCCCAAAAUCACCGCUCCAUCUCAGUCGGCUUCAAAUCUGUGGCGUCAAAGGUCUGAUCUCAAUAGGCAGGUGUGGUCUCAAACCAAACCCACUGGUAGCCCCGAGCUGGAUGAGGCGCUUUGGCAGGCCACUGUUAAGGACGCAUCCAGCGGGUGGGCCAUGCUCCUGCCACCGUCUGAUGGCCCUCCUGAUGAUGUCCUCCUGAGCCGCCGCUUUGGAGUAGUCCAGGGAUCCAAGGUGAGGGGAGUGGAUGAUUUUAGUUUCAACGGUCUGAACGAAACCCUUGGAACCUGCGAGAAGGUGACGACCAUGUCGACGGUGCACACCACGGCACUUGGCAUUCGCUUGCUCAGGAUUGCCAAAGCACGUGGCAUGAAGCUGCUCGGCCGUUGUUUUGACCUUAAAAGUGCUUAUAGGCAGCUGCCCGUGCACCUGGAGGACUUGCCUUACUCUGCUGUCACCGUCUGGUCGCCUGCCGACCGGGCUGUCCGUGUACUGCAGAUGUUCGCUCUGCCGUUUGGAGCCGGCGGUAGUGUUCCUGGGUUUGUUCGGGUUUCGCUGGGGCUUUGGAGGGUCAUGUGUCGCCUGGCCUUGGUGCCAGCCACUCUGUUCUUCGACGACUACACCUGUCUGGUGUUGGAGUCUGAUGCUCCCAGCGCCGAAGCCUCAGUACACCUCCUGUUUCGCAUUCUGGGCUGGCGCUUGGCACUGGAAGGCGACAAGGCUGCCUCGUUCUCGCAACAAUUUCAGAGUUUGGGGGUUUUGUUUUGUUUGCACCCUGGCGUUGACAGCUGCCUGUCUGUCACAAACACAGACUCCCGCAAGGCUGAGAUUGCUGCCUGGUGCCUGGACAAGCUAAGGUGUGGCGAAGCUUCGCCGAAAGAAUGCGAGCAGUUUGCAGGUCGUGUUCGCUGGUUGUCUGGGCAAGUCUUUGGUCGCACCAGCUGCUCGGCUCUGCGGGCUCUGCUCUCUGCUGGCAGAGCUGACAGGCCGUACACUGCCAGGCCCCUGUCACACGAGCUCGCUUGGGCCAUCCGUUGGAUUCUCGAGCAUGUUCCCAAAGGACGGCCUAAGGUCUGGUCUUUGAAUGCCAGGCGUAAGCUUCACUUGUUCACUGAUGGUGCUUUUGAACAAGGUGUCGCCUCCAUAGGCGGUGUGCUCUGUGACGGCUGGUGUCAGCCCCUGCAGUACUUUGGUUGUCAGGUUCCUGGGGUUGUUACCUCUCAGUGGCUCAGCAUGGGCUGUGAGCACCCUAUCAUUCAGGCUGAGCUGCUUGCCGCAGCUGUGUCUUUGCAGUACUGGAAAGACAUCCUCCAAGGAUCCAACACUUGUGUGUGGGUCGACAACGAGGUUGUCAGGUUUGGUGUUAUCAACGGGUCCAUCCGCCCAGAAUCUGCGAUGACCAUUCUGAACAGCAUGCUGCAUUUGGAGGCUGCCUGUGACGUAAAUGUUUGGGUCUGUCGGGUCCCUUCACACAGUAACCCCGCUGAUGGUCCCAGCCGCGGUUUGCGCCCUGGCUUUCUCUCACAGGCCAAGGAAGUGAAAGUUGACGUGGGGGCUCUGGUCUCCUUGGCCAGCGGACACUGA